Messenger RNA from Schizophyllum commune H4-8, 1693 nucleotides. RefSeq lists its product as uncharacterized. The record is from RefSeq and is a predicted model, not a curated record. NCBI's taxonomy places the organism in Eukaryota, Fungi, Basidiomycota, Agaricomycetes, Agaricales, Schizophyllaceae. Gene Ontology annotation, molecular function: nucleotide binding. The transcript is spliced from 8 exons. Bases 211 to 1566 code for a protein of 451 amino acids.
GGUCCACUGUGCCCCGCGAGGCGCCGAGGGGCGCCGUCUGCGCGCUUGAACACUCACUCGCUCCGUCCACCGAUGACGUCGGGUGUCCGCACGUGCAUCCCCGUUUUUAUGCCCCCCGCGUCGAGCCAGUCUUGCUCUCGACUCCCUCUUGCUCUCGACUCCCAUCUUUCCUCGCCCAGCCCCCGCCACCCACACAGAAAAUUUGACACGAUGCCCAACCGCGCAAUGUCAGGUCUCCAGAUGACCAGCCCCGCUUCCGAGGCUGCUCGCCGCCCCUCUGACCGCCGCGACUCGGCGCGUCGCCCCUCCAUCGAUCCCUCCCGCCUCGUCCCCAUGGACAAGUCGGAGCACAUCGGCGGCCAGGACAUCUUCAACAUCGUCUUCGUGGGUGCCGGCAACAUCAUGUUCGGCUCGCCCGAGGGCCCAUGGAACCACUCCUUCCGUCUCGAGCACAAGCUCGGCCCGCGCAUGAAGGUGGUCGCCCUUAUUGACCCCGCAACGGAGCGCGCCAAGGAAACCCUCAAGAAGAAGUGCAACUCCUUCGUGAAGUCCGCCUACGAGAACACUCGCGUCUGCAAGACGCUUGAUGAGUUCCGUGAGACGAUGACCCCGAAGGAGGCCCCCAAGGCCUUCAUUGUUGGCUCGCCCCCGAUGUUCCGUGGUACCCUCAAGAAGGGCCGCGACGUCGAGGUGCAGAUCCUCGAGCACUUCCCGGGUGUCGCGAUCUUCAUCGAGAAGCCCGUCGCGACUGGCCCGGUUGAGGAGAUCAAGGAGGGGUACGAGAUUGCGAAGCGCAUCAGCGACUCGAACACUAUCUGCUCUGUCGGGUACAUGCUUCGUUAUCUCAAGGCCACUCAGAUGAUGAAGAAGAUCAUCGAGGACAACAACCUCACCGUCAUGGCCACCAUUGCGCGCUACGCCAACGCAUACGACUCGAUCCUGAAGCCGGACUGGUGGGACAAGGCGAAGAGUGCUGGCCCGGUUAUCGAGCAGGGCACCCACUUCUGCGACUUGUCUCGCUACUUCGGUGGUGAUGUUGACAUGAGCACCGUGAUGGCGCACUCGCUGGAGUGGAACGAGAACGCCGGCCACCUCAGCAAGAUCCCCAUCGACGAGAGCGCGAUCCCUCCAGAGAACCGCAUCCCCCGUGUCACCUCCGCGACCUGGAAAUACGAGAGCGGCGCCGUCGGCUCGUUCACCCACCUCACCGCGCUCCAGGGUUACAACUACUCAUGCGAGCUCGAGGUGUACGCGGACGGCUACUGCCUGCGCCUCGUCGACCCGUACCAGCAGGCGAUCCUCUACGUUCGCAAGCCGGGCGACGAUCACGAGGCUGUGCACCGCUUCGCCGACGACGACCCCUUCUUCAGUGAGGUCUCGCACUGGAUCGACACCAUCGAGGACAUCGAGGAGGACCCGGAGAACGCGACGAUCCUCAGCAGCUACGAGGACGCUGUCAAGUCCUACGAGCUCACCUGGGCUAUCCGUCUGGCCAGCGAGCGCUCCGCGGCGGCGAAGGCGCAGGCCAGCGCCAAGGCGGCAGUGAAGGAGGCCGGCGUUGCCUAAGUCUGCGCUUGGUGGAUGGAAUCAAAAUUGUAUUUGGAUAUGUUGUAAAAUUAUAGAGCCUACUGUAGCAGAUGGCGUGCAUGUAACCGACAUCAAUGCAAUAGACCCCAGACGGGACAAAGCUACA